AUGAGAGGACGUGGAGACGUGCCUGGUCACAGCGCGGCAGCUGGAUCACCAGAAUGCUCCGGAUGGGGUUCGGCUACGCAUGCGCGAGGAGAAUAUUGGGCGAAGGAUCUCGUGUGCGGAAACUGCAACAAACGAGGUCACAUCGCGAAAGUAUACCGCAGCCCGAAGCAGCCCCAGUCGCGAGGGCAGGAAGGACGAAGCACGUCGGCAGUUGAGCAGAAGUUCGAAGUCCUGUCAGUGCACGCGAUGGUUGGUGGAUCGAUCCACAUGCCACUGAAGCUGAACGGGACAGCCGUAUCACCUGUGCUGGAUACCGGAUCUGUGGUGACGAUCAUCACGGCGGACACGUGGAGGAGUAUCGGAGCGCCCAGGCUGAGCGCAUACUCCCAUCCACUGCGAAGUUUUACGGGCCAUCCGCUGAGUGUCACUGAAACGGCAACACUGGAGGUGGUGCACGGCCUUACACAAAUGGCGCUACCGUUGGUGGUAGUCGGCCGCGGCGGGAAUGUCCUCGGACGUGACUGGAUUGCCGCUCUAGAUCUCAUUCACCUCAGUCUGCGCGACCUGCAAGACACUUCCGUGUGUGGAGUUAGUAGCAAUCCGAAGCUUAAGGAAAUCCUGGAGCGCCACAAGGCAGUGUUCCGAGACGAGUUAGGACACUGUAAACAUUACAAGGCUCGGUUGUAUUUGAAGCUUGACGCCCGUCCGGUGUUCUGCAAAGCAAGGACGGUGCCGUUUGCGUUUCGUGACGCCGUAAAGAAGGAUCUCGACCGGUUGGUGCAGCGAGGCAUUCCGGCCCCGGUCGACCACGCAGACUGGGCGGCUCCCACGGUGUCGGUGCAGAAGCGUGCCGGUGAUAUCCGGACCUGCGCAGACCUGAGCAGCGGUCUGAAUGACUCCUUGGACAUGCGGCAGUACUCGCUUCCUACUCCAGAUGAACUCUUUGCCAAAUUGAAUGGAGGGCAAAAGUGCAGCACAGUGGAAUAA
Molecule: messenger RNA, 987 nt
Organism: Paramacrobiotus metropolitanus
Lineage: Eukaryota; Metazoa; Tardigrada; Eutardigrada; Parachela; Macrobiotidae
Exons: 1
Coding region: 1-987 (328 amino acids)
Source: RefSeq, a predicted model, not a curated record